Bicyclus anynana (squinting bush brown) is the source of this 5173-nucleotide messenger RNA. RefSeq names its product protein tramtrack, beta isoform (gene Mod(mdg4)). Gene Ontology annotation, cellular component: nucleus. The record is from RefSeq and is a predicted model, not a curated record. Gene Ontology annotation, molecular function: DNA binding; protein binding. The transcript has 5 exons. Gene Ontology annotation, biological process: regulation of transcription by RNA polymerase II. NCBI's taxonomy places the organism in Eukaryota, Metazoa, Arthropoda, Insecta, Lepidoptera, Nymphalidae. The coding region runs from base 184 to 1314 and encodes 376 amino acids.
ACGGCAUACGUCGAGUUUGCGUCAUCAUAACGUAAAGAGCGCUCAAACGGGAAGGACGUGGGAUGAAGAGUGUUUAGACAGUGCUGCAUUAGAAACAUCAUAUAUUUUUUUUCAAAUGUUUCUAAUAUCGAAAUUAUAAAGUACAAAGUUAUAGGAUAGGGUCUUUCUACGCUCGCCGCCAUCAUGGCGUCGGACGAACAGUUUUCGCUAUGUUGGAACAAUUUCCAUGCGAAUAUGUCAGCAGGCUUUCACGGCCUGCUGUCGCGUGGAGACUUGGUAGACGUAACCUUGGCUGCAGAAGGCCGAUUAUUACAGGCACACAAAUUAGUUUUAUCAGUAUGUUCUCCCUAUUUUCAAGAAAUGUUCAAAAUGAACCCCACUCAGCAUCCCAUAGUAUUUUUAAAAGAUGUUAGUCAUUCUGCGCUAAGAGACUUAUUACAGUUUAUGUACCAAGGUGAAGUUAAUGUUAAGCAAGAAGAGUUAGCGUCGUUUAUUAGUACCGCGGAACAGCUUCAAGUGAAAGGUUUAACCGGUAAUCAAAAUGAAGAAAGUUCCACGCCAUCCAAACCAAAGCCGACUUCGAGGCCAGGCCCGAGGUCGUCACAACAAAGGCAAUCUGUUAUGACUAAGUUAGAGACUGAUUUAGAUUCUAAGCCCUCCUCAACUCCAGUAGCAAUUAAGAGAACAAAUAGGCCAUCAAUAGCAUCAAAUAAUUCAUCGUCAUCUCAAAGUGGACCCGCGAAACGGAAAUGUGUAGACCCCUUAGAGGCCGGACCGUCUGGUUCGGCUAAAGAAGAAUUCGUAACGAUACCUGAUGAAGACGAAAAUAACGCUGUUGCACCCAAAAUGGAACCUGAAUUUGUUAAUGAAAGUAUGUGGGACGAAGAUGACGAUGGCACGAAUAACGAUGAAACUAAUUUUGGCGAAGACGACUCAAAUAUGGAAAUGUCUGGUUUUGAUGGCUCUACAACAGGCGAUGGUAAUCUUACUGGAGGUGGUGAAGGCGGCGCAGUAGGUGAUGCACAAGUUUUAGAAAAUCUAAGCAACAUGAAGGGCGACCUGCAUUUUAUACAGACGAAAAGCGGCCAUCUGCAACUUAUAUACGAGCCCUAUAUAUUCGUUACGGAUAGCGUUCGGAGCGGCCGAACGUUCUGGCGGUGCAUGGAGUACGGGAAACGGUGCCGUGCGAGGAUAACCUCUAAGAACAACGUGUUGAGGAUAACCAACCCGGUACACAACCACACAGAUAACCAUAUGGACAAAAUCGCGCGCAAAUACGAAUUGGGCGAAGUUGUGACGUGUCCAACGGUCUGAGGAUUGCUCUGCCGCGGUUUUAAUGGCUUAUCUACAUGUGAUUAGGUAUUACGUGGAUCCGGUUCAGUUGUAUUUGGUUUAUAAGCUACUCGUAACUGCGUGCAUUGCUGUAAUAACUUAAUUUUAUAAAAACGGCCUAAUAGACUAAGAUCAUGUGGAUGGUUAGAUCUUUGUCAAUCAGCUUGUCAGCUCAUGCUUCAACUCUUGGUAAUGUGGAGUUUUGGAAGCUAUGUGGCACGUCGAUUCUCUUUCUACGAACGCUAACGCUUCGGAGACUAAAAAAUAUAUAUGCGAAUGACAGAUCCGAUCGAUAACUUGAUCACGUGACCUGUCGAUAGCGAACGUCAUUCACAUAGAUUUAUUUGAUUUUCGAAGCCAUUGCAAUUGUAGAAAAAGAAUAGACGUGCUACAUGACUACAGGCCCUGGUUUUCACAGAUUCUCGUUCUCUAAUAUAACAUCUCGAUUUGCGAACUUUCUAGAAAAUCAGAAUAACUAUCUAACAUAUAAUGUUGUUAACUAUAAAACUUCAUUAAGGCUACAAAAGUAACAUUUUUAAGCUUUUGAAUGUCAAAUAUGGAGUCAAACAAAUCACGACUUUACUACUCGACUGCGAGAAGGGUUAUUUUGUUCAUGCAAUGUACCAGAUUUCAGUGGACGUAUCGUUAAGUUGAAUGAAUUGUGGAACGUUUUGGUUUUGGUCAUAGAAACUACUAAUAAUGUCACUUUAAAACCUGUGUGGACACGUAUGUUUUUUGAAUGAAAUGAAAUAUAUUGGAAUAUAGUUAGCUGAAGAUAAUCCAGUAAUUACUUAAGUGAAACUUGAGAGUAUUUUAUCGGAUUUGUGUGACGUUGUCGUACAUGGAUUUGCCAGGAUCUUACUAUUAAUUUUACUAAUGUUUACUUGAUAAAGACUUUUGAUGUUAUGACGGGGUAGAGGUUGAAGCAAUAAUGUUGUAUAAAUAGAUAAAGCGCCAGAAAAUCCUGCGCAUACAUAUAAACAUGUCACUAAAAUGACACAAGUGAUUUAGUAUUAGCGCUUGUAAUAAUAGAUCGAGAAUCAUUAAUUUUUUUUAAAUAAAAAAGAUAAUUAUUAGACUAUGCUCCCCUACUAUAGGUAAGUACUGUACAAGGUUUAUGGUUUGGUUUGGGUGUAGACACGCAACUAUCAUGAAUUUUAGCGCAUUUUUAAUUUUAUUUUCUUCUUGAUUAAAAGAAUACUCUAAAAUCAUUUCCUCAAUCGCUGGACGCAUAGCUUCACAGCAACACUUCAUAGGACGCGUUCAAAGUUUAUAAUCUACCUCACAAAGCUACUAUGGUACGAUUUCUAUAGUUUCCUAGCAUACACAUAAAAUAGAAUGACAAACUUUAAACGUUUAUAAAAUUACGAAGUGUUGGCUUCCGCGGGCUCGUAGUCUUUUUUUUUUUUUACAAGUUAGCCCUUGACUACUAUCUCACCUGAUCGUAAGUGAUGAUGCAAUCUAAGAUGGAAGCGGGUUAAUUUGUUAGGAGUAGGAUGAAAAUCUACACCCCUUUCGGUUUCUACACGACAUCGUACUUGAACGCUAAAUCGCUUGGCGUUACGUCUUUGUCGAUAGGGUGGUAACUAGCCACGGCCAAAGCCUCCCACCAGCCAAAGUCUACUGUUAUAAUACAGAUCUGAUCUCUAUCAAUUAUGUCUCUACUUCAUUAGCAACCCCUUUUCAGGAUGUUGAGCUCACUGUUGAGCACGAGUCUCCUCUCAGAAUGAGAGGUGUUAGGGCAAUAGUCCACCACACUGCGGACAAAUGCAGAUAAAUGCGGAAUGUAGGUUUAAAUCCGGUCCGGGGCAUGCACCUCCAACUUUUUAGUUGUGUGCUUUUUGCUUUUAAUUCACGUGUCUUAAAAGGUGAAGGAAAAACAUCGUGAGGAAACCUGCAUACCUUAGAAUUUUCUUAAUACUCUACGUAUGUAAAGUCUGCCAAAGUAUCUAAUUAAAGAGAUAAAUUAAAAAAAAAAAAAAAAACAGAUAAUAUUUGUUAAUUAUUUAAAACUUGCAUUAUACAAAAUCCUACUACGACAUUAAUUUCGGCAGUUAACUGUCUUAUGUCGUAAUGUAGUGUUUAUUAUGAAACUCAUUUUUUUUUAACAACUUAAACCAUAUUUAACAUCAAGCAAUAUAGUAUAUCUUACUUUAAUAUAAUUUUAUCAGUAUUAAUUAACGUCUUUACCAUUUAAUAUUUAAUGUAUUAAAAAUUCAGCUAUGUACACAAACUGUUUUAUUUUCGUGGAAUUUUUCAUGUUGUGCUUUAGUUUAUGCAGUAUUUUUCAUAUUCAGAAUUGUGUUUGUUUUCAUUAUUAAAUAGUAUCGUAAGCUUGAACAUUUUUUGCUACAUUAUCGCAUUCUGUUAGUGAAUACCGAACGACAAUAAAUUACUUCGUAGUUAACUUGAAAGGACAUUGACUCCGUGAAGGUCGUGCGUAGUUUUUUGACGUGUCCCACUUUUCAUUAACAACAAACCAUGCGGUUCACGAGUACUGAUUAAACAAGUUCUAGUAAUAACAGAAGCAAUUGAAUCGGUUCCACGUAGUACAAUUCCUAAUUUCUUAGUACCUAUUUAUAAUUGUAAUUGUAAAUAAUUUUUGUACGUGACAAUGAUUUGAAUAUGAUAAUUGAAUUAUGUUGAUGAACCAAAAACUUUAUUUCUGACUAAGUCAACGAUUCUUUUUAGUUCUUAGUUUUAUUAUAGGGCCCACGCAGACCCAAGAGUUUCAUGCGUUCUGAGUUCUGUGCAAUGUUUCUAUAGCGCAGAUAACAGACCGUCACGCUGCCGGCUAUUUGCGCGGUGUGUUAUUGUUAUAAAAGUUACAAAGAACACGGAACGCAGAACUCAGAACGCCUGCCGCUCUAGCUAUGUUACAUAUCGGUAUUCUUUCUACAAUUGCUAACACUUUGAAAUUUAAAAAAUAUUAGGAAAUAAUCGCUUUAUAAGCUGAUCACGUGACCUAUCGAUAGCGAAUGCCAUUCCCAUACAUAUUUUAAUUCUCGAAUCGUUAGUGAUUGUAGAAAGAGAAUCGAUUAGUAAUAUAGCUAGAGCGGCUGAAAUUUUAAUGUCUGCGUAGGCUCUCACGUUUGUGUAAAAGUGAGCGAUCAUUGAACGCGUGUGUUGUGGUGUUGUGUGGCAGAAUCGCCACUGUAUUGUAAGAUAAUUAUGUCCAAUGGAAUCCGUUGUCUCGCAUGCUACUAUGUAGCAUUAUGUUAAGUUGUGAUAAUAGUCGUCGUAUCAACCGAUGGACCGGAACUGUAGUCUGUGACGAUGUUUUUGUAAUUCAACAGCGUGAGCCUCGGAUUCUUCUCUAUAUCUCCCUGUCUAACACCAUACAAUAGAUAGAGAGUUAUAGUAUUCGAAAUUUACAUUAUCGAGUUAUUAAAACAUCGUUACAGAGCUCUUUUGAACAUAGUUUAUUUUCUUUUCUGUACUUUCAUGUCCAUCGGACUUUCGUAUUCUGCCACUUUCGUAUUUCACUAAUGUGUAGUUAUUUGUUUUUGCUUACGUUUCUUUCAAACGUGCAAAAAUGAAAUAGUUUUUUUCAAUUACAUUUUUCAAAUCAAUUGAAGUAGUAUUUCCAUUUUUUACUGUGAAUGUAAUUGACCCCUUGUUUUGAGACCUGUAAAUAUCUAUUCAACUUAGAAAGUGUGAUGGCAGACGAUGUGAUGCGAUGUGUUAAAAACUGCGCAAGCCUUAACAAUGGAUUUUAAUUAUUAUGUAUUAUUAUCUACAAUUCUUUCAUUAAAUGAAAACAGUGAAUGUUAGUGUAUUACUUACCUAAUUAAAUAUAAAACUGGAAAUUGAUAAGUAGCAUAAUAAAGAGUAGUUUUGA